Messenger RNA from Schistosoma turkestanicum, 3803 nucleotides. NCBI's taxonomy places the organism in Eukaryota, Metazoa, Platyhelminthes, Trematoda, Strigeidida, Schistosomatidae. The record is from the annotation of a GenBank genome assembly.
GUCCCAUUAUGAAUGUGUCUCCAUAAGUGCUAUCCAAAUGGACGAUACGAAGAUUAUAUACCAUAUAGAUGAUGAAGAAACCCCUUAUUUAGUUAAAAUUGCUGUAUGUCCCAAUGCUGUUACCUUAGGGGAUUUCAAAAAUGCAUUAAACCGACCAAAUUAUAAGUUUUUCUUCAAGUCAGUUGAUGCGGAUUUUGGUGUCGUAAAAGAAGAAAUAGCAAAUGAUGAUGCAAGGCUGCCAUGUUUCAAUGGGAAAGUGAUUUCAUGGCUUGUUUCUGCAGAUAGCAGUACGAAGUCAGAUAACCACUCAACCGGCACAGGUGAAAACCACUUCUCUGGUCAGAAUAAAAGUUCAACAAACUUCAACAAAACUCCCGAAAAUAUCCACGGUGCGUCAAAAAAUGAAAUCCCCAGUGAACAAGAACAUGCCAUUGGGACAACAGGACAUGGUCUCGAAGAAUGUGAUACUUGCGUCGAAACCGACUCAGUUUAUAGUGGUGAUCGGGUUCCUCCUCUGAAAAAUUUUCAUAACUAUAAGCAUGGUUCACGCUUGGCUAAACUUGGUCAAAGAAUUCAGAACUAUGAAACUUCUUCGUCUAUGAUGAGUUCAGAUCUGGAAUCCACCAGCUUUUUCGAUUCAGAAGAUGAAUCAAGCCGAUUUUCAACAGCAACAGGUACAACAAUGUCAUCGGUUAAAUACGCAAGAAACAGAAGACAACGAAGGCACAGACGAAUUCUUCCAAUAAGACGCACCAGUGAGGAUGCUACUUCGUUUAGCAGUGUAACUGAUUCCACAAUGUCUCUCAAUAUAAUUACUGUAACUUUAAAUAUGGAUUCCGUGAAUUUUUUGGGGAUUAGCAUCGUGGGUCAAUCCAACAAAGCGGGAGAUGGCGGUAUUUAUGUAGGAUCUAUUAUGCGUGGUGGCGCUGUUGCACAAGAUGGUCGAAUAGAACCUGGAGAUAUGAUAUUAGAAGUAAAUAGAAUCAGCUUCGAAGAUAUGAGUAAUGAUGAGGCUGUAAGAGUUUUACGUGAGGAAGUUCAAAAACCUGGUCCAAUAACUUUAGUGGUGGCAAAAUGCUGGGAUCCCAGUCCAAAGAACUAUUUCACAAUUCCUCGUCAGGAACCGGUCCGCCCAAUCGAUCCUCGGGCUUGGGUCUUACAUACAAAUGCGAUGACUGGAGCACUUGGAACACCCGGAUUCGAUGGAAAUACACCUUUUGCAGGUUCAGGAUCACCUGCGACUGGAAUGACAAUGAUUCCUGGACAUUUUAUGGGUAUGACUCCGUCUACUGGAUUAUCCGUACCAUCUAUGCCUCCUGGUAUGCCUCAGUUAAUUCUACCACCUUCACUGGCUGGAAUCAAUACAAUCCCUUCGUCUAAUAUGACUAAUAAAUCAUUACCGGAAGUUGCUGACGGUGAUGGUCUAACUGGUGGGUAUCAUCGCAGCAGAGGUCCAGCAAGCAGUGGAGUUGUUGGUGGGCCAGGAAGUACGAAAACUAACGGUUCCCGAUCAGGAGGUGAGACAACUGUCGAUGCUAAAGGUACUCAGUCACUUAUUUCUGGUGCAAAUGGCAAAUCAUCCACGUCACUGACUGUAGCUUCUGAUAUGGCUUCUGUAGUUCAUGACAUGUUGAUGUCUGAUUCUGGUCUAGAAAUACGUGAUAGAACUUGGCUGAAAAUAACCAUUCCAAAUGCUUUCAUCGGUUCCGAAUUAGUUGAUUGGCUAUUCACACAUGUCGAUGGUUUUGCAGAUCGACGAGAUGCCCGGAGAUAUGCAUCUAAUCUAUUGCAUUAUGGUUAUAUUUGUCAUACCGUUAAUAAGAGUACAUUUUCUGAACAGUGUUACUACACUUUUGGAGAUAUAGCCACAACCUUAUCUCAUCUUAAUCUAGAUGAAGUAGAUUCAGUUUCUGAAAUUGGUGCUAAUUCUUCUCAUACAGGAGCUCAUCCUAUGAUGCCUCAAAUGUUUCCUCAUGUUCAUCAUGUGCUUCCGGACGCUCCUGGCAGUAGUUCAGCUACUGGUUUAUCAUCAGUACAAAAUCAAAAUGCUCCAUCUAAUCCUAAUCUGGGCUUAAUGUCAUCACCUGUACCUGGUGAAGGGAAUUCUCUCGCUCAGACUGGCUCUCAUUAUCCUUAUCCACCUGUACUUUAUCCUAUUCCAUCAACAGCUCCUAUAUCGUCAUCUGGUCCUUGUAAUGUUGAUACAAAUGGAAAUGAGUGUAACUUUGUUAACCCAAACUCAUUUGCUCUUCCUGGUCUUAGAAAUAGAAUGUCAAAUAAUGGUCAAAUGAGUGUGGAUUCUACCAUGUAUCCGGUAAAUACCACUACCAUGGCUUCUCAUACUCGUUCUGUUAUUCCUAACCAGACACAUGUUACGACUAUGAAUACUACAUCAAAUCAAAGGAUACAACAGCAGAAAGUAAAUAACUCUUCCUCAUCUAGUUCAUCUCGUUCUUCUGCAUCUUCAACAUCUUCCUCUUCUACCGGUUAUUCUGGUAACAGACAUGUACCUGGUCUAUCGGCUAACACUACUACUCAAACACUUAACACCAAUGUUCCUCAAAGUAUGAAUACACCAUUAGAUACCUCAGCUUCUAAAGGCCUUCCUUCUUUAAAUAAGGGUAUUCAACGACGUACUGAUCCAUCAAGUGUACAAAGUCUUUCCGUUUCAUCUCAGCCUUGUUUUUGUAUGCCAUUCAUUCGAAAAACUCUUCAUUCAUCAUCGCAUGCAAAUAAUAAUAAUAAUAAUAAUAAUAAUAAUAAUAAUAAUGCAUGUAAAGAAUUAGAUACACAACAACAACAACAACAGCAAGGAGAACAGCAACAAACACAACCAUGUCACACUAAAACCGCUAUGCAUGACCAUUAUUCUGAUCUUCAUGAACAAGAUUCUUCAAAGAAUUCAUUUUUACUAACAGAUGAGAAUAAUAACAAUAAUGAUAGUAAGACAACUGACAGUGUAUCAUUAGUUAGUACCACAUUGAUUACUGCUACUACUAAUACUACUGCUACAAAUGAUAGUCAAUGUAAAUCAUACUCAAUGAAAUCAUUAAACCAGGAAAUAACAAAAAAUAUUGUUGAUCAUGUACAAUCAACAGCAACGAUUGUUAGUGAUAGUAAUAGUAACAAUAAAGUAGUGAAUAAUUAUGACAAUCAUAAUUAUAAUACUCAAUUAUUUUUGUUGACAAAUCAUGACACUAUCAUCAAUAAUGAUCUUAGUACUGAACAUUUAUCAUCAAUAGAAGAUAAAAUACAUGAAUCAGGCACAAGCAGUACUAGUUCUGCAAGUCGUCAAAAUGGAACUGGUGCAAGUGCUGCCGGUAGUGGUAGUGGCAGUGCUGUAACUACACAUGUACUUAAAAAGCUAAACACUAAUAACAAUUUGACUAGUAAAUCUGAAUGUCCUGACAAUAUUCAGUCUACACAGCAUGGUAUGGAUUUUACUAAUACAUUUCGUCAAACCAAUUGUAAUUUAGUGAAAGAGUCAAACAAUAAACUGGAACUCAAUCAAUCAUUUAAUCAUACAAUGACAACUGGUGGAAUUCACAACAAUCAAAGAUAAAGUAGUCGAGGCAUUCAUCUAUGAAAAUAAAAUGACAGAUUACUACUAUCUCUUAUAAAUCGCUAAUUAAAGAAGUUCAGUUUGUUAACUAAUAAAUUGAUCACUUGUAGAUCUGUUUCAAUUUCUUCUGCCUGAAAAAAAAAACCCAGCAAAGAAUAAAAUGUUACAGUGGGCUAGACAUUCAUCUUGUUAUUUUCAAAUGUCUUGCUUGUUUCAAUGAAAUAUAUAUAUAUAUAUAUAU